Yamadazyma tenuis ATCC 10573 is the source of this 1620-nucleotide messenger RNA. RefSeq lists its product as uncharacterized. Lineage: Eukaryota; Fungi; Ascomycota; Pichiomycetes; Serinales; Debaryomycetaceae. The record is from RefSeq and is a predicted model, not a curated record. Gene Ontology annotation, biological process: intracellular protein transport; vesicle-mediated transport. Gene Ontology annotation, cellular component: Golgi membrane.
AUGACAAUGAAUUUAUAUAAGGUGAAUGACACCUACUUCGACAAGGUAUUCAAAGAUAGCAAUAUUGAUGAAGCCAAAGGAAGAGUCCUUUUGGUGGAUAAGUUUACUAUGAGCAUCAUAUCCAUCUGUUACAGUCAAUCUCAACUUUUACUGCAAGAUAUCAUCUUAAUUGAUCUCAUAGAAAACUUCCAUCAGUUGGAUCAAAUGAAACACUUGAAUUGUAUCGUGUACAUUAAGCCUGUGACUGAUUCAAUAGAGUUUUUGACCAAGGAGCUCCAAGCGCCUCACUUUCAUGAUUACAAGGUGUACUUUAAUAAUAUCAUCAACAAGAACCAGUUGGAAAGAAUAGCAGAAAGUGAUAAGUUUGAGGUUGUUAGUAACAUUGUGGAGUUAUUUCAAGAUUACUUGGUUAUCAAUGCCAACUUAUUUACUAUAACUUCUACUUCAAUUAUUGACGAAACGAACAAGUUAGUGAGUUUAUUGCUCUCCAUUAAGAAAUUCCCCAUAAUUCAGUAUGAAAACAACUCUUUAAGUUUAAAGAAGUUAUCAAGUGAAAUCUUGUAUCAGAUCAACUCGAAUCUAAACAACAACUUGUUUGAGAACUUGAACUAUGAUACUGUACCGGUAUUAUUAUUAUUCGAUAGGUUCAAUGAUCCUAUCACCCCAUUAAUUAAUCCAUGGACUUAUCAAGCCAUGAUUCAUGAGCUUAUUGGAAUUAAUAAGAAUAUCGUUGAAAUAAAUGGUGAAAAGAUUCUACUUGAUGAUCAACUGGAUGAUUUCUUGAGCCAGUCUCUUUAUUUGAACUAUGGUGAUUUGACAGAGUUAUUUCAAACAAAGGUAGAGAAAUUCAAAAAAGAGUCAAAUGCAAAUGUUAAGACUUCUAACCUUGUUGAGUUGAAGAAGAUCUUGACCAGACUACCUGAUUUCAAGAAGAAGCUGAGUAACAUUAUGAAGCAUUUAAAUGUCUUAACCGAGCUAGAUGCACAAAUUUCAAAACAAAACUUGUGGGAAAUAAGUGAGUUACAGCAAACAAUUAUCUGCAAUCUUGAUACGAAGAUUAAUGUGGAAAAUAGCUUAAUCAGAAUAUUGUCUAACGAUUCUGUGAGCAUGAAUCAUAAAAUAAAAUUAAUCCUACUUUAUUCAAUUAGGUUUAGUGGUGAUCAUAUAGGAAGGUUUGUGAGCUUAUUGAAUGAACCUUCGUUGGUUCAGUUGAAACUUUUAAACAACUUCAGCAAAAGUUUCAGCAGCAAGAUAAAGCAUCCCAAGCAAGAGGAAGAGAACAACUUCAAGAAGUUCUUCAAGAAUUUCAGUAAUACUAACGAAAUUGAUAACAUAUUCUUGCAGUAUAAUCCACCACUCAAAGAUUUCUUGAAUGACUUUCUUUUGUUGCGUGCAGAUGGUAAUGGCCAUGGUUUGAAUACUUUGGUGCCCGAUACUUUGAAGGAGUCAAAUAUAGUUCAAGAUGUGAUCAUUUAUUUCAAAAAUGGUGUUACCUAUGAAGAAGCAAAAAUUGUCAGGGACUUCAACGACACAAACAGGAGAUUCAAUUUGAUUAUUGGAAGUGACAAGAUCAUAAACAGUAAUGAAUGGCUCGAAGAGCUUUAUGAUUUUAUCAACUAA